Messenger RNA from Brenthis ino (lesser marbled fritillary), 3993 nucleotides. Lineage: Eukaryota; Metazoa; Arthropoda; Insecta; Lepidoptera; Nymphalidae. The record is from the annotation of a GenBank genome assembly.
AUGUGUAUCUUAAGAUUUUUUACUCACGAAGCUUUUAGUGUAAAUAAAACGAAAGAUAUUCUUUCUAAGCUAAAACAAGUAGAUUCCGAUGUGGAAGAGUUGUCUACAGAAAUUUGCUACCAUGUGGAACUUGCGGAAGGUUGUAAUUACCUCAACAUAAACCAAAUCAAAAUAUUACAGUGGCUUUUGAAUUCACCUCUUCAACCCAAUGCUCUUAAAAAUGAAUCUUCUUAUAAAUUUGUAAAUGACAACCAAACUGUUAUUGAAAUUGGACCUAGGUUUAACUUUUCUACAGCUGAUUCAAGUAAUUCAGUUCAGAUCUGUCAAAGUGUUGGGCUACAUGAUGUUGUGCGUCUUGAAGUAUCCACAAGAUAUCUCAUAUCCUUUAAACAAUCGAAAAAUGUCAGCAAAAAAUUGUUUGAGGAUUUGGCUGCUCCGCUACAUGAUAGGAUGACCCAAUGCAUUUAUACAACAGAAAAUCUGCCUAGGCAGAGUUUUAAUGAAGGUCUACCAAAAGACUUAGAGCCCUGGUUUGUGGUACCACUGCAAGCAGAAGGAAUGUCUGCAAUGGAGAAAGUUAAUAAAAAAUUAGGUUUGGCUUUUGAUUCUUGGGAUAUGGAGUUUUAUAUGGAUUUAUUUGUAAAUAAACUAAAGAGAGACCCCACAAGUGUUGAAUUAUUUGAUCUAGCUCAGAGUAAUAGUGAACAUUCAAGACAUUGGUUUUUUAAGGGCAAAAUUAUUUUAGAUGGUAAAGAAAUAAGUGAGUCCUUGAUAGAUAUGGUUGCUUCAACACAAAAAACUUCUAAUGAUAACAAUGUUAUUAAGUUUGGUGAUAACAGCAGUGCAAUAAAAGGUUUUAAACACACAAAAAUAAAGCCAAGCAACAUAAAGGCUCCAUCUCAGGUUAUCGAAGAAAUCACAGAAUCUGACAUAAUAUUUACUGCUGAAACCCAUAACAUGCCAACUGCAGUAGCUCCAUUUAGUGGUGCAACCACAGGAACUGGGGGUCGUAUAAGAGAUGUACAGGGUGUUGGUCGAGGAGGGCAUACUGUAGCGGGAACUGCUGGGUAUAGUGUUGGCAAUUUGCAUAUUCCAGGUUAUGAUUUGCCCUGGGAAGACAAAGAUUGGAAAUAUCCGAAUAAUUUUGCUAGUCCUCUUCAAAUUAUUAUUGAUGCUAGUAAUGGUGCUUCAGACUAUGGCAAUAAGUUUGGAGAACCAGUUGUAUCAGGUUUUGUACAAUCAUAUGGACUGAAGAAUGCUGAUAAUGUAAGAGAGGAGUUUGUUAAACCAAUCAUGUUCAGUGGUGGAAUUGGAUACAUGCCCCAUAGUAUGAUUAAAAAGAAUAAGCCCAGUAAAGGCAUGCUGCUAGUGAAAGUGGGUGGUCCAGUGUACCGUAUCGGUGUGGGCGGUGGCGCUGCGUCCUCAGUUGCAGUCCAAGGAGAUGAUUCUCGGGAUAAUGCCCUUGACUUUGGAGCUGUUCAAAGAGGUGACGCUGAAAUGGGUAACCGUCUUAACAGAGUCGUUAGAGCAUGCUUAGAAUCAGAUGUCAAUCCGAUAGAAUCAAUCCACGACCAAGGAGCCGGUGGUAACGGAAACGUUCUCAAAGAGCUGGUAGAACCAGAAGGAGCAGUAGUCUUCACUGAGGAGUUCCAACUGGGUGAUCCGACCAUCACAACAUUAGAGCUGUGGGGUGCGGAAUAUCAAGAGAAUGAUGCCUUGUUAUGUUCUAAACAGAAUAGAAAUGUUUUAGAAGAUAUUUGCCGCCGUGAAAGAUGCCCAGUGUCGUUUGUGGGUGAAGUGACAGGAGAUGGGUUUAUGAGUCUUAUUGAAGAUAGCUAUAACGAGACUUACUUGAACCGGGCGGUUAGAACAAAAACAGAAAUUAAGUCGAAAUUACCCUAUGAUUUGCAUUUGGAAGCUGUUCUUGGUAACAUGCCACGGAAAACUUUUGAUUUUAAACAAGACAAGAGAACUAAAGUGCCAGUACAGCUACCCAAUGAUGUGACCGUUGAAAUGGCAUUAAAUCGAGUGUUGAGGCUCGUUAAUGUUGCCAGCAAGAGAUAUUUAACAAAUAAGGUGGACCGCUGUGUGUCCGGGCUGGUGGCGCAGCAGCAGUGCGUGGGGCCGCUGCACUCGCCGCUGGCGGACUGCGCCGUGGUCGCGCUCUCCUUCCGCGAGCUGGUGGGCUCCGCCACGUCCAUCGGCACACAAAACGUCAAGGGGCUGUUGUCCCCUGCGGCGGGGGCGAGAUUGUCUUUGGGAGAAGCUCUAACUAAUUUAGUAUUCGCGGGUAUAUCAGAGCUGGAAGACGUGAAGUGUUCAGGGAACUGGAUGUGGGCGGGCAAGACGGGCGCGGAGGGCGCGGCGCUGGUGGUGGCGUGCGGCGCGCUGUGCGCCGCCAUGCGCGCGCUGGGCGUGGCCGUCGACGGCGGGAAGGACUCCCUGUCCAUGUGCGCUAAUGUUGGGGGGACGCCUGUGAGAUCACCGGGAACCCUAGUAGUAUCAACAUACGCUCCUUGCCCGGACAUCACUGUCAAGAUCGAACCCGCUCUACUCGAAGAAGGCUCAGCCCUCAUUCAUGUGCCAGUAUGUCCAGGAAAAUACAGGAUUGGAGGAUCAUCCCUAGCACAAUGCUACAAGCAGUUGGGCGACAACCCUCCCGACUUGGACGACCCCAGCGUACUGAAGGCUCUGUUCAAGGUCACACAAAAACUACUCAAGGAUCAAAAAUUAAUCUCCGGCCAUGAUAUUAGUGAAGGAGGUUUUAUAACUACAGUCCUAGAAAUGGGAAUAGGUGGUCUUCGAGGCCUAGAGUUAGAUGUGCAAGUGGAAAGUAAUGUGUCGGCUAUAGAAGCUUUGUUCAAUGAAGAACUCGGUAUUGUCAUAGAAGUUGCUCAGAAUAAUGUGGAAUAUGUUCUAAGUGAAUAUAACAAGCAAGGUGUUAAGGCUAAAGUUGUUGGCAAAAGUGGCAAAUAUGGAAUGGACUCUGAGGUGAAAGUUAAAGUGAAUGGAAAAUUAGUUUUGGAUACGAAAUUAAUUAAAGUGUUCAGAAUGUGGGAAGAGACCAGUUAUCAACUUGAGCUUCGUCAAGCCAACUCUGCUUGUGUAAAACAAGAAUGGGAUGGUCUUGAGAAACGCAAGGGAGUCACCUACAAAGUAACAUUUGAUCCAUCAGUGGCCGUUCUGAAGACAAAGUCAAUUAGAGUUGCUGUGCUUCGGGAAGAAGGUACGAACGGCGACCGUGAAAUGAUCGCGUCCCUAAUGAUGGCGAACUUCGACGUGUUCGAUGUGACCAUGUCCGACCUGCAAGCGCACAAGAUAACACUUGAUGCAUUCCAGGGCGUGGUGUUCCCCGGCGGCUUCAGUUAUGCUGAUACUCUCGGCUCGGCCAAGGGGUGGGCGGCAGGUAUCCUAUUCAAUAAAGCUCUAAAUGCACAGUUCACUCAUUUUAAGAACAGAAAUGACACAUUCUCGUUGGGAGUGUGCAAUGGGUGUCAGUUGAUGGCUUUGCUCGGCUGGAUUAAUCCUUAUGAUGCUGAAAAACCCGAAGUUGUGCUGGACCAUAAUCUCUCUGAAAGAUUCGAAUGUCGUUGGAGUGCAGUAACAAUAAACGAGCGUAUGUCUAAAGAAGACGUAUGGUUCCGCGGUAUGGGCACUAGCGUGCUCGGCAUAUGGGUGGCGCACGGGGAAGGACGCUUCGCAAUGUCCAGUGCGCAGGCGCUAAACAAACUUCGAGCUAAUGGACAAAUAGCAAUGCAGUAUGUGGAUGAUAAUGGGGUCCCAACAGAAACAUAUCCCAUGAACCCUAACGGUAGUCCUGAUGGAAUCGCCGGGUUGCGGUCAGCGGACGGGCGGCACUUGGCGAUGAUGCCGCACCCCGAGCGCUGCGUGCUGCGCUGGCAGAGCCCCGCGCGCGGCGCGGCCCCCGCCCACACCCUCGCCUCCCCCUGGCUACGACUCUUCCAAAAUGCCUACAUUUGGGCGGCUCAACAU